This is a messenger RNA of Rasamsonia emersonii CBS 393.64, 903 nucleotides long. Its product is annotated as 50S ribosomal protein L3. The transcript has 2 exons. Gene Ontology annotation, cellular component: mitochondrial large ribosomal subunit; ribosome. The record is from RefSeq and is a predicted model, not a curated record. NCBI's taxonomy places the organism in Eukaryota, Fungi, Ascomycota, Eurotiomycetes, Eurotiales, Trichocomaceae. Gene Ontology annotation, molecular function: structural constituent of ribosome. The coding region runs from base 1 to 903 and encodes 300 amino acids. Gene Ontology annotation, biological process: translation.
AUGGCUCCGAAGCUCCCAGUAGAGCUCAGGUGGCUCAGUCGGCCUAUCUGGGCCGCUCAAUUCUUCUUCAACUUCACCCCGAAGAGGCAGUUUGGUAUCAGGUCUUUGAACCCGCCUAAAACGAGUCGCUUCAAUGUCGGACCUGACCUUCCCAUCUUGAAAUCUACCCCCGCGGCCGCCCUGGAGCGAAAGAUCAAAGCAGACACGCUGCCAUUGCGGACCGGUGCCAUUGCUAUCAAGAAGGGCAUGACCGCCAUUUACGACCCGGAGACUGGGAAACGAACCCCAUGCACCGUCCUGCAGCUUGACCGAGUCCAAGUGGUAUCACACAAGACACGCGAGAGGCACGGGUAUUACGCCGUCCAGGUUGGCGCCGGCUGGAAGCAUCCUCGCAGGAUGACAAAGUCUUUGCUCGGGCACUUUUCCGCCCACGGCGUCUCGCCGAAGAGAUACGUCUACGAGUUCCGAGUCAGAGACGAGCGCGGGCUCCUACCGAUUGGGCAAGUCAUCGGUGCGGAUUGGUUUCAAGAAGGCCAAUAUAUCGAUGCACGUUCGAAGACCAAGGGAAAGGGGUUUGCUGGUGUGAUGAAGAGGCAUGGUAUGGGCGGUCAGGACCGUAGUCACGGUGUCAGCUUGACGCACCGUUCUCUUGGAUCUGCGGGUCCGAGUCAGGGAGGAGGAUCCAGAGUGUAUCCGGGAAAGAGAAUGGCAGGUAACAUGGGAAAUCAGCAGAACACGGUGCAAAACUUGAAGGUCCUGAAGGUGGACCCCGAGAAUGGCAUUGUUGUCGUGAACGGCUGCCUCAGUGGACCCAAAGGUUGUGUCGUGAGAAUACAGGAUGCCCUCAAAAAGCCUUGGCCCGAAAUUGCUUACAAGCAGUUGAACGAAACUCCGGCUUCUUAA